Messenger RNA from Gopherus evgoodei (Goodes thornscrub tortoise), 6294 nucleotides. RefSeq names its product tripartite motif containing 71 (gene TRIM71). Gene Ontology annotation, biological process: protein polyubiquitination; proteasome-mediated ubiquitin-dependent protein catabolic process. Bases 1463 to 4093 code for a protein of 876 amino acids. Lineage: Eukaryota; Metazoa; Chordata; Testudines; Testudinidae. The record is from RefSeq and is a predicted model, not a curated record. The transcript has 4 exons. Gene Ontology annotation, molecular function: protein binding; zinc ion binding; ubiquitin protein ligase activity.
GAGGGGAAGGGGAGAAGCCACCCAUUUCCCCCCCCCCUCCCCCGUGCGAUGGCUCUGCUGGAAUCCAACAUUAUCUGUAUCACUUGGGAUUCUGCUGCUGCUGCUGAGUGAGUAAUUGCUAUUGCUGCCGCUGUUGCUAAUUCAAACCCGGUGCCAAUUGCUAGUGGAUUUGGUUGUGCAAAUUGCGGGGGAAGUGUUUUUUACUUUUGUUUCUUAAUAAAACACUACACGAAGAGGCGAGAUGACAAAGGAAAUGUGAUCCCAGUCGUUGCAGAGGCUCAGGCGAGCGAGCACCGGAGAGGACGAGGGGGGUGAGCGUGGGACUCUCAGAUAGCAUUGCACAGCGGCUCCAAUUUGUGCAAGCGAAUAUAAUACACCCUCCAUGAAUAAUUCAGGGCGGCCGGCGGGGACCUGCCGCUGCUACUCUACCCGGCGGCUACGGCUGCUGCUACAGCGUGUGCGAGCCACCCCGAGCCUGCCCGGGCUGCGAGUCUAGAGGGGAGACCGCGUGCUGGAGCGAGCCGGUCUGGGGCUGACCCGGAGCGGGAGUGGAGCCAGCCCAGGAGGGCGUGCGGGCAGCAGCUCAGAGCGAUCCAGGGCUGGGGAGAACGUGCCCACCAGGACCGGGGAGCACCGAAACGACCCCCGCUCGCUGCAGUGCUGGGUGUCUCUCUUUAUUGCAUCCCACCAGCCUAAGUGUCUCGGGGGGGGGGGGUCCGGCACCAACACCGCCCUCCAUCCCCAUCCCCCAGUCAUGCGGUGGUGGAGCAGGCGUCGGCGGGGGAGGACUGGAGCCGGAGGAGUCUGCUUGGCCACUGUGUUUCAGUGUCUCUGCCUCUCCUAGAGCUGGACUGAGCCGCCAAAGGGGGAAAACAACAACAUUUUUUUUUCUCCCCACCCCUAACUUGGAAGCCCUUUGCCUCGCCGCCCAGCAGGCCCUCGGGGUCAGAGGGGAGCUUGCCCGGCAGACCCCCCGGCGCUAUUCUGCUGCUGCUGAGGAAAUCGGAGCCGAACCUCCCGCAGCGCUAGGUCCAGUUCACACUGGAUUGAGGGCGGGGGGGGGGGAGGUUACAGGAGUGGCGCCCAUGCACUUGAAGAGAAGCAUAGUCACCAACCACGUUGUAGAAGUGCCGACCCCAGGGGGAACCAAGCAGACUCUGUGUCAGCCAGUGACUAGUUUUGAGGAAUCGAUACAAUUUGUCCAAUGCCGACCGGGAUCGGAAGCUAAGUACGGGGAGGGAAGGCAGACUCCAUUGGCCAGCAGCGAACGGGACAACCGCACCCAGCGCUCUCCACCUCUCCUCGGGGGCGAGGCGCUCCGAAGAUCCGGCUGCCUGCAGCCACCGACUAAUAAUCGAUGCCAAGCGAUUUGCAACCCGGCUUCUCCAUGAGUCUCUGCUGCUGAGGCGCUUGCACCCCGCGGCUCGUGCCCCCCUCCCCCCGGCAGCCAGGCCGCUUGCAAAUGGCUUCGUUUCCCGAGGCGGACUUCCAGCUAUGCCCGCUGUGCAAGGAGAUGUGCGGCUCGCCGGCUCCCAUCUCCUCCAACUCCUCCACCUCCUCCUCCUCUUCGCAGACCUCCAACUCCUCCUCGGCGGGGGGUUCGUCCUGCGCCCCGUCCCGCCGCCUGCACGUCCUGCCCUGCCUGCACGCCUUCUGCCGCCAGUGCCUGGAGGCGCAGCGCCAGCACCCGGGCGCGGGGGACGCGCUCAAGCUGCGCUGCCCCAUCUGCGACCAGAAGGUGGUGAUCUCGGAGCCCUCGGGCAUGGACGCGCUGCCCUCCUCCAACUUCCUCCUCAGCAACCUGCUGGACGUGGUGGUGGUGGCGGCCGCCGCCGCCGAGGAGCAGAAGAACAACGGCCGGGGAGGGGGAGGCGGCGGCGGCGGCAGCAACAACCGGCACCAUCAGCCCCGCCCGCAGCAGCAACAGCAGCAGCACCGCGCGGCCGGCAGCGGCUCGUCCCCCGCCGCCGCCUCUGCGGCCGCCCAGUCCCCGUCCUCCUCCGGCGGGGGCGGCUCGGCCUCGCUGCUGCUCCGGCGGCCGCACAGCCGGCAGGGCGAGCCCCGCUGCAGCUCCUGCGACGAGGGCAACGCGGCCAGCUCGCGCUGCCUGGACUGCCAGGAGCACCUGUGCGACAACUGCGUGCGGGCGCACCAGCGCGUCCGCCUCACCAAGGACCACUUCAUCGAGCGCUUCGGAGGGGCGCCCGGCGCCGCCGCCGCCGCCCCCGGGCCGGCCGCCCAGCUCGCCCUCGGCCAGCCCUACCCCGCCGCGCCCUACAGCAUCCUCGCCUCCGUCUUCCCGGACCGGACCAGCUACUGCCAGCACCACGACGACGAGGUGCUACAUUUCUACUGUGACACUUGUUCUGUCCCUAUCUGCCGGGAAUGCACCAUGGGACGACAUGUGGGUCAUAGCUUUAUCUACCUCCAAGAUGCCCUCCAGGAUUCCAGAGCCCUCACCAUUCAACUUCUGGCAGAUGCUCAGCAAGGACGCCAGGCUAUUCAGCUGAGUAUUGAACAGGCCCAAGCUGUGGCAGAGCAGGUUGAGAUGAAAGCAAAGGUGGUGCAGUCUGAAGUCAAAGCUAUGACAUCUCGACAUAAGAAGGCCCUGGAAGAACGAGAGUGUGAGCUGCUGUGGAAGGUGGAAAAGAUUCGUCAAGUCAAAGCCAAGUCCCUUUACCUGCAAGUUGAAAAGUUGCGUCAGAAUCUAAAUAAACUGGACAACACUAUUAGUGCAGUUCAGCAGGUCCUAGAGGAGGGUCGUAGCAUGGAUAUUCUCCUAGCUCGGGAUCGCAUGCUGGCUCAAGUGCAGGAGCUGAAGAAUGUGAGAGGCCUUCUACAGCCGCAGGAGGAUGAUAGAGUCAUGUUCACUCCUCCUGACCAGGCUCUGUAUAUGGCCAUUAAAUCAAUGGGGUUUGUCAGCAGUGGGGCUUUUGCUCCUCUGACCAAAGCCACUGGGGAAGGUCUCAAACGUGCACUACAGGGCAAAGUGGCCUCCUUCACAGUGAUAGGCUAUGACCAUGAUGGUGAACCACGCCUUUCGGGGGGCGAUAUGAUCUCUGCAGUGGUGAUGGGCCCUGAUGGAAACCUAUUUGGUGCAGAUGUCAAUGAUCAGCAGAAUGGAACCUACCUGGUCAGUUACAGACCACAGCUGGAGGGAGAGCAUCUAGUCUCUGUCAUGAUGUGCAACCAGCACAUAGAGAACAGUCCGUUCAAGGUCAUGGUAAAAUCUGGGCGCAGUUACAUUGGUAUUGGACUACCAGGGCUUUCAUUUGGCAGCGAAGGAGACAACGAUGGCAAGCUGUGUCGCCCCUGGGGAGUUUGUGUAGACAAAGAAGGGUACAUCAUGGUUGCUGAUCGCAGUAAUAACCGUAUUCAGGUGUUUAAGCCCUGUGGCACCUUCCACCACAAAUUUGGCACUUUGGGUUCCAGGCCUGGUCAGUUCGAUCGCCCUGCUGGUGUUGCCUGUGAUAUCUCACGUAGGAUUGUCGUGGCUGACAAGGAUAAUCAUCGCAUCCAGAUCUUUACAUUUGACGGGCAGUUCAUUCUGAAAUUCGGGGAAAAGGGAACCAAGAAUGGGCAAUUCAAUUACCCAUGGGAUGUGGCAGUCAAUGCUGAGGGCAAAAUCCUGGUCUCUGACACGAGGAACCAUCGGAUUCAACUGUUUGGACCUGAUGGUGUGUUUCUGAAUAAAUAUGGCUUUGAAGGGGCACUCUGGAAGCACUUUGAUUCUCCAAGAGGUGUAACUUUCAAUCAUGAAGGUCAUCUGGUAGUGACAGAUUUCAACAACCAUCGCCUCCUGGUCAUCCAUCCAGAUUGCCAGUCAGCACGCUUCCUUGGGUCAGAAGGCACCAGCAACGGCCAGUUCUUGCGCCCACAAGGCGUGGCUGUGGAUCAAGAGGGUCGCAUCAUUGUGGCUGAUUCUAGGAACCAUCGAGUGCAGAUAUUUGAGUCAAAUGGUAGUUUUUUAUGCAAAUUUGGCACUCAGGGAAGUGGCUUUGGUCAGAUGGACCGACCUUCAGGUAUAGCUGUCACCCCUGAUGGCAUGAUUGUUGUGGUUGACUUCGGAAACAAUCGAAUUCUCAUCUUCUAAUCUGUGUUAUCUGAAUUAGGAAGAAACUGUCUCAGGGAAAUUCUUUUUAAGAGAACGAAAAAAUACAACGUUAAUUCAAACCUACCUCAUCUUUAAUUUUUUACAGAUGAAUGUACUUAUCUUUUCUGCAGGGAGUGAUCCUGUAAAGUUAUAAAUUCUAUCUACCUCAUUAUCUUUGUGUUCUCCCCCUCCCCCCUGUCCUCCCCCAGCAGUAAGUUUUACCUCUUCCCCACAUGGGGCAUCAUGCACAAACAUGUGUUGCUGUGCACAGUAGGUGGUUGCGUGAUGAAUUCUGUAGACAAAGCCAAAAAGGCGCUCUAUAAUUUUUUUUAAUGGGGGGGGGUGGAAUCAGUAGCAUUAGAUAUUUGUAGAGGAUUUGUGUUCUUGAUCAUACUGUGGUUUUGUGGGGGGGAGGGUUGUUAGAUUUUUUGUUUUUUUAAAUGCUGCUGCAGCAGAGAACUUUUUCCUGUUCUCCUUUUUAUACCUCAGUGUGUUUGAUUUAUCGUUCAACAUAGUGUCUUGUUCCCAGAAGACUUUGAUCUUUUUGUGGAAGUGGGUGGGGUUCACUAGUCAGGAAAAGCAAGUUUGCUUUUUUGCAUAUGUGUUUUGAAAAAUGCAGUAAUCCUACAGCACAAAGUGAAACCCCUGUGAAAAUGCACAAAUUGCUUGUGGGGUGGGGGGAGGGAAUCAUUAUUGGUGACUUAGUGUAGUUGUCAUAAAAAGUUUAAUGAAAAAAGCAGGACUUUCUGUAAUGUGUUCUCUAUUCUAUAAUUUCUUGAUAGCCUUUUGUCUUAUUAUUAGUCUCAUUUUAAAAUAAGGUUCCAUUCUUCCUUCCGUCAUAUGUAUGUCACUGUUAUGUGUAUCGAUGCCUGUUACAAGGAGCAUCAAAACAUGGAAGAAUUGAACCCUGGAGUUAAAAUGUGUUUCAUGUGAAAUGGCUGUAAUUUGGUUUGGUUUUGUUCCCAUAAAGGCUUUAGUCAGGGGAGUAAAGAUUAAUAGGUUUGUCAGGACAAAGUAAAUUUUCCCCAAAAUAAACAUAAAGCACAACUUUGGAAAUUCAGGGUGCAUUUCAGAGAAGUCCACAUUUUUAAAAAAUCAGAUCACAAAACCAGUCAGUGACAUCAGCUGAACUUUUUGUUUUCUUUUUCCCUCAUCCCUCCCCUAAAAAAAAAAAAAAAAAAAAAAAGUUGGAUUGAAAGGUUCAAAGAACAUUUUUUAAUGUACAGGCAUUCUUAAUGGCCCCUGGUGAAAGGUAGCCAGCAUGAGGCAAAAUGGAGCCAUAUAAAGCUCUGCAUCUUCAUUCCAUGGCAUCACCGAAAAACUGCAUUUAAAAUGGGGUCACCAUCUAAAAACUACACUAGCCAGAUUCUUUAAACUCUAUAAACUGCAAAACUUGGCUCCAGUGGGGAUAGGAAUUUCUUGUUUUUCUGAAAAGCUGAGAUACUGAGGUGGGGCUUUGGUUUCCAUGCCAUGGGAAUUUGAUUCCUUACUGUGGAUUACAGUCCACAUUUCAAUAGCUUGCAUCUUAAUAUGUUAGCUAUUGAUGUUGACAUGGACUCUUGAGAAAUUGCCUUGCCUUCUGGAUGGGACUGUUAUUGGCAAACCAUAAAGGCUAAUAUAGAGGAUGGAGAGUUUUUGCCCUGUGCAGAAAUUGAAGAGUUCAUGCAUCAAUUAGUUUUUUUUCUUCUGCAGUGGUGUAAGAUUAGUGUUAUCAGUUCCAGCAAGAGAAGAGCCCUGACUGAGAAGCAAGGUUAUUAACUAAAAGGCUGAUGGAAACAGAGUUCAUCUCUUCCCCCAGCCACCACAUACGUAAGCAACCUGAAAAAUUGAAGGCCUCUUUUCAUAUUAAGAAAUUUCAAGGUGCACUUUCACUUGCUUCCACUGCUUUCCCUAUUACUGUAACAUCACCAAGAAAUUCAUUUCCUCUUUUUAGAAAUCCUAAUCAUUUGUCCAGGCUAAGACAGCAGCCGCUUAGGAAGGUGAGGAUUUUAAGAGGUGGACAAUGAAGAGGGAGUCAUUGAGAUCACAAGAACCCUUUUAAAACAUUAUACAGGAUAAUGUAACCGUGCUACUUUCAGCUAACACCUCAUGAAGCAAAUGCUCAGCAAUGGGUAUCAGCUGGGCUAAAUUUUAGGGAUAGUGUUGUUUAAAAAAAAAAAAUCCAAGAUAAUCUUUUAGAGAGAUCUGUCAUUAAACUUGUA